Ruditapes philippinarum (Manila clam) is the source of this 4099-nucleotide messenger RNA. Its product is annotated as contactin-like. Lineage: Eukaryota; Metazoa; Mollusca; Bivalvia; Venerida; Veneridae. Gene Ontology annotation, molecular function: protein binding. The record is from RefSeq and is a predicted model, not a curated record. The transcript is spliced from 27 exons. The coding region runs from base 86 to 3868 and encodes 1260 amino acids. Gene Ontology annotation, biological process: cell-cell adhesion.
UCAGUGCAUUCUUGGUGCAAUUGAAAUUUAUACCCUUAAAACCUACCUGCAAUGAAACCGUUUCAGUUGUUUAAAAUAUUCAGUUAUGUAUAGAUUUGGAAUUAUUCUUUGUUCAUUCGGAUUAUUUAUUGAGCACACCCAGUGCCAAUUUUCAUUUAACGGAUGUCCACCCGACUGGAUCAGCAACUCCGAUCAUUGUUAUAAUUUCAUCUCUAAUAAUCCAUUAAUUAUAGAAGAGGCCGAUUCAUUUUGCUGGACGUAUGGUGCCAAUCUAAUAGUAAUCAACAGCUACCUAGAGCAUACAUUUGUCGCUGAUUGGCUACAACAUAAUGACAUUUUAUUUCGCUCGACGUGGUUCACCAGCGGAUAUUACGUCAACGAUGCUGUUGUGUGGGGUACAAAUGACAUAAUCGAUGAUGUCAACAGUUACUGGGACGUACCACCACAAUCUGAAUCUGGUUUAUACAAUAGAGUAGCUUACAAACUAGGAGAUCACAGCAAAGGUUACGGCUGGUCACUUGUGUCUGGAAGUCGUCCUGCCAACUAUAUAUGUGAAGUAUCAAAGUCGGAUGUCAAGUUAAAUAGUGUGCGGGAUAGAGACUAUGAUUAUGGUCUUGGGUUUGCUGACAAAACAAGUUUACCCCAUGGUCCUCAGAUGAUAACAGAACCUAAAAAUGUGCUCAUACUCGGGGACGGCGGCAUCACUGUAUUCAUAGAGUGUUCAGCGUCCAGCAGGCCUCAGUCUUCAUAUAGCUGGAAACGACAAGGGCAAGAUUCCGUGAUUACAUCCUCUAUAAGAUAUACAUUAAGUGGAGGUCGUCUAACAAUAGCCACGCCAAACGAAGAAGAAGACGCCGGUUAUUAUCAAUGUAGUGCUGAAAAUGAUAUUGGAAAAAUCCUCAGCUCUAUUGCUCAAAUUACAUUUGGAUAUUUACAUGCCUUCUCGCCUGUGAAGCCUAAUGAUCAGAUCGGGACAGCAUUUGAAGGGGUUCGGGUGAGCUGUAACACCCCCGCGUACAAACCAGCUGUAAGAUAUGGUUGGUUCAAGAAUCAUAACACCCAUAAUUACAUAUUUCCUGGACAUCCUGUACAUUUCAUAUCUCAGUCCGGCUACCUGUAUUUUUCUGAGGUACAGUACACGGACGAUCGUACCUACUAUUGUGUAGUUACAUUAGUGGCUCCAACAGACUUCGUGGCUGACACGUCAAUGGCACCAAGCAGGGUCGGUCUAGGAACGAAACUUAUCAUUCGAGAUGGAAAAACUGACAACAACUAUGGACCUAUAAUUCACACCCAUGCAUUCCCGUCACCUGCUUUGAGGGGCAGCCUGAUACGCUUAGAAUGUGUCGCUUACGCAUCAUCCCCACAAAACCUCAAGUAUAAAUGGCAUCGUCAGAAUGGACAGCCGUUUAUCAAGGGAACAUCUUUCAGUGACAGAAAUCGUGUUUUGACAAUACCUCACGCCCCGAUGGAAGCUGAGGGGAACUAUAUAUGUACAGUGACUAGACCGGCUUCAUCCUCGCGACCAGGGGCCGUCAAAUCAAAAGUUAUAACGUUACUUCUGGAAACAAAACCAUACUUUGCCAAUGCUAUAGGGAAUAUGUUUGUUGAUCCUGGUCAAGCUAUAGUCUGGAGAUGUAAAUCUAUUGCGCGACCAUUAGCCACAUACUCCUGGUACAAAAACGGACAAUUGAUCGAAAAUAAUCCCGGAAAGAUAGAGGUUAACGGUAAUUCUCUGACGAUAUAUCAGAUCGAGGCUGAUAAUGAUGAAGGCAUGUACCAAUGUUCCGCAACAAAUCAACAUGGAACUACUUUCAGCUCUGGUGAACUUAAAGUUUUAUCAUUCAAACCAAAUUUUGACCGAUUCCCGAUGAAGGAUGCAUUUAUGGCACCAGUUGAUGGAAACAUAACGAUACCAUGUAGUGCUGAAGGCGCGCCUAUUCCCGAUAUACAGUGGUUAAAGAAUGGUGGACCUUUGAAUGUUGUGCCCGGGAUGCUGACGGACAGAAUCGGUAUGACUUUAAGAAAUGACCUUGUCAUUACCAGGGUACAGAUGAGUGAUCAAGGAACAUACAUUUGCAAGGCGUCUAAUAUAAAUGGAGAAGCGACAAAUUCCUCAUACCUGACCGUUGUCCAGGGCGUGGUUAUAGAUAAGCCGCCGUUGCCAAUGUCUAUUGUGGUUAACAAGACGGACUUUCUAUAUUGUGAUGCGUCACAUCCUGGCAAGUAUCUCGAUGUGACAUAUCAGUGGCUGUUUAAUGGUCAUCCUAUAAGAUUUAACAAUAAUCCACAUCUGAUACAGGGAAACAAGAAUGGUUUAAGCGGUCUAUACAUAAGAGAGGCACAGUACAGUAAUGGAGGUGUUUAUUCGUGUGUUGUUAGAACACCAUUACAUUCUGAUAUCCAGUCAGCAGUUGUCACAGUAAAUGGACCACCAGGUGAACCUGCAGGUGUGUACGUAGACAGCGACUCUGUGACGUCAUACACAGUGCGUGUUGUAUGGACAUGGGGAGUAGAAAGUGACCACGGUGCACCUGUUACAGGCUUUGACGUUGAAGCGGAUACUAAUUUUGAUCCGGGCAACUGGACAAUAGUUGCAUCAGAUAUCCCUGAGUUUCAGGCAGUUCAGUUAGCAACAGAUAAUGGACAUAGGGCAGAUCAACGAGCUGUAGUUGUACAGAAUUUAGUACCAAACACCAGCUAUAGGUUUAGAGUACGAGCAGUAAAUCAGUAUGGUAGAGGGCCAGAUGCUAGUAGACAAUCAGUAAGGGUUAAAACACCAGCUACAGCGCCAUACAAAGCACCUGAGAAUCUCGGAGGAGGUGACGGGUCAGAGGGAACGCUUAAUAUAUCAUGGACGCCUUUACCACCACCGGAACAAUGUGGACCAGGUAUAGGAUAUAUAGUAUACUGGAAACCUCAAGAGGAACAAAGACAAAGUUGGCGAAAAGGGGAAAUAAUUGGAAAUAAGGAUGGUUAUACAGUUUUGGUUGGUGUCGAGAAUUACUACCUCCCAUAUGAAGUGAAAGUUCAAGCUUAUAACGACAUUGGAUACGGACCAAAUACAUCCGUUCAAGUUGUUUAUUCUGCAAUGGGAAUUCCAUCUAUCGUACCAAUGAUAACAGGAUCAAGCGGUGUAAAUAUAUCAACUAUCAUAGUUUACUGGGACCCUAUACCAGACGAUAGGGAACAUAUGAAAGGACGAGUCGGAGGAUACACAAUACAGUAUUACUGGAAUGAUCAAGGAUGUAAUCCUAUGACUGGCUGUGAAGUAACAAACCUUAGGAACAGAAAUAUUUGGGGUCAGGCUAACGAAGUUAUGUUAAUUGAUCUUGAAAUGAACUCGGAGUUCUUUUUUCGACUUCAAGUGUUUAACUCGGCUGGGAGAGGACCUAAAGGAGAAUGGAGACGUGGUGAAACUGCAACAUGGGCUCCGUUAAAUUAUCCACGUUUUGUGACAGUAAAAUCUAACGGACCUCAUAGUGUUCACGUUUCUUGGCAAGGUGUCAUGACGUCAGUUAAUGAAGAGAUAAUUACAGGUUAUAAGGUGAAAUGGUGGGAAGUGCAAUCAGAUAUACGUAACGCUAAUGAGACAUUAUCAGAUUUACUAGAGAAUAACGUGAUCGUGCACGGUCUUCAGAAAAAGACGGUAUAUCAACUACGUGUACAGGGGGUCAGUGCUGGAGGGGACGGUCAAAUGAGUAGUCCAACCUUCUUUACACUUGAAGGUGGAAUGAUUCAAAUAGAUCCUUCAACGACUCAGUUUUGUUAUGAAGGCGUCACAUGCUCCUUAUCUACCAGAAUAAAAUCUUCAGCUUUAUAUGUUACUAUUUUUAUUCUUCUUAUUAUGAAUGCGAUACCUUACUGAUAAUCUCAAAUAUUUCAUUUUAAAGUAGUUCGGGUGUUACGUACAGUGUUACGUACAUGCGUUAUACUGGAACUAUCAAUAUAAUAAACUAUAUGUUAAAUGUCAUCGUUUUUUGCAUUUCUCACUUAAGCAAAGGACUUGCUGGGUGAAUAUUAGGCCUAUAUGUAUUGUCAAUUACUGUCUUUUUUUGUAUAUCCUUACAUGUAUGAAUAAAUGUGCUUUAAUGUCUUA